This is a messenger RNA of Drosophila bipectinata, 7391 nucleotides long. RefSeq names its product missing-in-metastasis (gene mim). Gene Ontology annotation, cellular component: actin cytoskeleton; cytoplasmic side of plasma membrane. The record is from RefSeq and is a predicted model, not a curated record. Gene Ontology annotation, molecular function: actin binding; phospholipid binding. Lineage: Eukaryota; Metazoa; Arthropoda; Insecta; Diptera; Drosophilidae. Gene Ontology annotation, biological process: cell projection assembly; plasma membrane organization.
UGUGUGUAUGUUUUGUGAGUGUCUGUGAGUGUAUAGAAAGAACAAACAACAACAACAACAACAACAUCUAAGAGCUACAAGGAUCUACACUGUCGCUCAGGGUGGUAGUUUGUUUGAAUUUCAAACAAAGCCCAACAUCAACACAGCCCACCAAAGAGGGAGAAAAGGGAGCAAGGACAGGGAGAGAGUACACCCCACACACACACACACACACAUAUAUGCCCUCUCCUUUGUGUGCGCUUUUGCCGCCUGGAAUGCAAUGCUACAACAACAACAAGGCAGUGGGAAGCAGGGGAGAAAACGCUUAAUCGGCAGCAGCAUCCAAAAAAAAUCAAACGAACGGCACUGAGGAGGAGGAAUACCCAGCCUGCUGAGAAGCUGGGAAGUGCAUCCAUCUCCCCCUCCAAUUUAAACAAGGAAAUCUAGUAUCACUUGCUUUUCCAAUCAAAAUGAACUGAAAUUUGAAAGAAAAUCGCCAACCGAAUCACCAAAACGACUAACGAAUUUUUUUAAACGAAUUCUGAGCCAGUUACGAAAGCUAUAGCCACCAUGGAUCUAAGUCUGGAGCGGGAUAGCUCCGCUUUGGGGAGUCUCUUUCAACAGAUCAUCAAUGACAUGAAGAACACCUCACCAUUGUGGGAGGAUUUUGUGGCCAAGGCGGGUAAACUCCAUACAUGCCUGAGGGCCGCCAUCCAGGCAAUCGCCGCCUAUUUGGAUGCCUUCCAAAAGAUAGCAGAUGCGGCGACCAAUUCAAGAGGCGCUUCAAAGGAGAUCGGCACCGCCCUGACCCGAGUCUGCCUGCGCCACAAGGCGGUGGAGACGCGCCUAAAGACCUUCACCACGGCCAUCAUGGAUUGCCUGGUGCAGCCGCUGCAGGAGAGGAUCGAGGACUGGAAGCGGACAGUGGCCACCAUCGACAAGGACCAUGCCAAAGAGUACAAGCGGUGCCGGAGCGAGCUGAAGAAGCGCUCCAGCGACACGCUGCGCCUCCAGAAGAAGGCCAGGAAGGGCCAGACGGACGGCCUCCAGUCCCUGAUGGACUCGCACAUGCAGGACGUUACACUCCGGCGGGCCGAGCUGGAGGAGGUGGAGAAGAAGUCCCUGAGGGCGGCCAUGGUGGAGGAGAGGCUGCGAUAUUGCAGCUUCGUUCACAUGCUCCAGCCGGUGGUGCACGAGGAGUGCGAGGUCAUGUCCGAACUGGGUCACCUCCAGGAGGCGAUGCAGUCAAUAGCUCUGGUCACCAAGGACCCCAGUGUCCUGCCCCAGGCCUCCGAGGAGCUCAUCCACGAUGCCAAGGCCAGCAUUAACCUGUACCCCGAGUCCCCGGGUGGCGGUUCGGGCUCCCAGGGCGGUGGCUGCUCCAAUUCGCUGGGUUCCCGUAAGAGCUCCGUCUGCUCCAUCAGCAGCAUCAACAGUAGCGGGUCCAGCAAUUCGCCGGGCCACCACCACUAUCCGCGUUCCCUGUCGCAGUUUGUAACGCCCGCCAUUCGCUUGAAACCUGGUGAAUCCAGUGAUAGUGGCUUUUGCUCAUCGCCAGCGCUAACAACACAGACAUCGAAUGCCACCAACCAGACGGCGAACGUGUCCACCUGGCCGCCGCACACCCAGGACGCUGUGGACAGCCUGCCGCCCACCGCCGACCGGCCGCACACCAUUUCGACGGCCUACGAGAAGGGUCACCAGCGCCCGCCGCUGACCGUCUAUACGUUCCAGAACCCGGAGACCAUACCCGAGUCCACCACUGGCCUCAACAAUGGACAGCCGCCAGCCAAUGGACAGCCAUCCUCGGGCCAGACCACUCCGGCUACCCAGAAGUCUCCGGCUGCCUCCCUCAGCCGGCCACCGCUGCCAGUUCGCUGCUCGUCGUUGGAGCGCCCGCUAUCGGCCCAGAGCAACCAUCGCCAGGGAAGCGGAAGCAACCUGCUGCAACGGCAGUGCCCCUCACCGAUUCCAGCUCAUAUCACGAAAGAGCUGUCCGCCGCGCAUCAUGCCCAGCAGCAGCAGCACCAACAGCUCCAGCAACAGCAGCAGCCACAGCCGACACCGCCCACCUACGUCAACAUGUCCGAGUUGGCCAACAUGGCGGCCAUGAAACUGACCAACCACCAGAAUCAGAACCAGAACCAGCAGCAGCCGCCUCCUUUGAAGCAACAGAGCUCCAUCGACUCGAUCAGCUCCCAGCAUUCCAAUGACUCCACCGGUUCGCAUCAACUGCUCCAACAGCAGCAGCAGCACCAGCACAUGCCACAGCAGCCAAACCAUCACUCCGCCUCUGCCACAGCCACUCGCUCCCAUUCCAUAUCCUCGACGGCCUCGUCGCUGCACUCGCAUCCGUCCAUUGACUCGACGGUAGCUUGCGGCUCCCUGGUGGGCCAGCACAACCACAGCACCAGCACCAACACGAACACGACCACCACCUCGCCGUCCAGUGGCUGCUCCACGCCCCAGAACCACUACUCGCCCUUGCUAACCAACUCCCCCACGUCCACUGCCGCAGGUACACCCAGUGGCAGCAGCAUCGGCACGGGAGCCGGCCUGGGAUUCGUCUAUCAGGUCAGCUCCCCCACUCCGCCCUCCAGCGAGGUGCUGAAGAUCACCGAGCAGGGUACCGGGUCUGGCCAGGCCUCUGUAAACACCGAUGGGGAGGAGGAGACUGACGAGCGAUCGCGGGCCUCCGUCCUGCAGAAGGCAUCGAUGUUUGAGAAGGCGGCAGCUGCGGCUGCCGUGUCGCCACCAGCUCCGGCACCAGUCGCCGCACCAACAGCAUCAGUUGUUGGCCCGGCCGGAGGACGUCGCUCCGAGGCGGAGCAGCAGGAAAUGGACAAGUCUUUCGAAGAUUCAAUCCAAGCACUAAAUAAUUUAAUUGGCGAACUAGACUCGUUCCAACGCGAGAUCGAUGAGGGCAAGGGCAAGCAGAUGAUGAUGAUGACCAGCAACAACAAUAUGUCCACCAUGACGACGACGAGCAGUUCCAGCAGCAGCACCGACAACAACAACACCCCCGCCGGCAACACCAGCACCAUCGAGCCGUGUGCCAUCAGCAAUCAGACGCACUCGAGCGGCUGCGGCACGGACAUCUCGGACACCACCUCCGACGAGCUGGGCGGCGACGAGAGUGCGGAGGCGCGGCGACGGGACAGGGAUCGUGACCGGGACCGGGACCUGCUGGGAGCCAGCGAUUCGGAGCUGAGUCGUUGCUAUGUGAGCGAGACGAGUUCGCUGACCGGCGGGAUGACGGCCGGCGGCUACGAGAAUCCCACGUUUGCGCACUUUGUGGCGGCCAGUGCCGGUCGAGAGGAGGCAGGUCCGGGCGACAGUGUCUCCCUGGCGUCGGACAGCCUGUGCCUGGGGCAGACGCGCCACGCCUACGUGGACACCUGCAGCGACAACGGCAGUGGUGUGGUGGUCAUCUACGACCACCAGAUUCCCAUUACGCCGGACAUCGAGUUUGUGAAGCAGAACUCGGAGAUAGUGCUGCUGCGCACCAAGGAUCCCCAGCCGCAGGCGCUGCAGCUGCACGAGAUGCGCGAGUUGCAGCAGCUGCCGACGAACCUGGCUGGGACGCCGGACUCCUCGCCGGACGGUCAGGCGCCGCCGCAGCCGUCCACAGCAACCGUGGCGCCCGCCAAGCAGCGACUCUCCUCCUUCCGCGCCACCAGCGAGCAGCAGCUGCAGCUCCUUGGACGCGGCAGCCCCCAAAGAGGUAAAACAGCCACCACUGAGCAGGCACAGGACCAGCACCCACCACCACCACCACCCCAGCAGCAGCCAGUAGAUCCUGUCAAGCGCCAGCUGCCGCCCAAGCCGACCAGCCUGAGCCUUUUCAGUGGCCCAGCGCCCAGCCUGGCGCCUGGCGACAAGCCCCUGGUGCCUCGAAAGUCAGACUUUAAGGCCGACCUUGAUGCCAAGAUCCGCAGACAGAAGCAGAAAGUCCAACAGCAAUUGCAGCAGCAAUCGCCGCCUCAGCAGCAAGCUCCUUCCUCCGCCACACAACCGCAACAACAACAACACUCACCACCGCCACCACCACCACAACUACAGUCGCCCCCAAACCGAAACUGUAAUGUCACUAAUAAGCCAGCCGCCAAUGUUACUGCAUCCGCAUCUGCAUCUGGGUCGAAACUGAACCAAAUUCAUAGAAAUCCAAGCCAAAAUCAGACAGCUGCAUCAUCCAAUCAUCCAAAUAAGCAAUAUAAGACGCCCCCCGCCGCCUGCCCGGCAUACUCAUCUUCAUCGACAUCGCUACCAUCAUUGCCAUUAUCAGUCAGCACCACCUCAUCAUCAGCCAACUCUCCGCCAUCGAUGUUGCCCGCCAGUGCCCGACCAGUCCAUACGCCACCACAUGUACACUCCAAUGCCAAUGCCAAUGCCACUGCCAAUGCCCCAGCCAAUCCUCAAAGCCCGGCUAGUGCCCAUGCCAAUGUCAAGCCGUGCAUUACGCCCAGGCCGGCUUCGUUGUCGGGAGGAGCAGGAGGUGGCGGUGGAUCCACGCGCAUCGCCCGCCGUUCGUCCAUCAACCAGGCCAAGCCACCGCCGCCAGUCAGACGCAGCUCAUCGGUGACCCCCAGUCCCAAUGCCUCGGUUGGGCUGAAGCAACCGCAGCAGCCAGAGCACCUGCACCUGCACCACCACCAUCAGCAGCUAAGCAGCUCCAGCGAGCACUUGCCACCGCCGCCAGCUUUCCUGCUGGACUCCAUGCCGCAAAGCCCGCCACCAGCUGCCAUGCCCAGCUCGGCGCUGAAGGUUUCAGAGACGGUGCGAGCCCUGGCGGCCCUGCGCCAUCAGCCGGCCUCUCCGGUGGCUUUGAGACGCAUGCAGCAGCAGCAGCAACAUCAGCAACAACAGCAGCAGCAGCAACAACAGCCUUUCUUACAGCCCAUGCACCCAUCCCCCUCGAACGACGAUCUAAGCUACGAAGUCUACUACGACUCCUACCUGGAUCUGCACGCCUAUGCUCCCUCCCAGCAACAGCAGUAUCACCAGCAGCAGCAGCAGCAUCAGCAACACCUCAUGUAUCUGCAACAGCAACAGCAGGCACCACAGCCGCCUGUGUACCAAGCUCCGCCGCCCGUCGAUGCCACGUUCCGCACCUCAUCACCUGCCGCUGGCGGAGGAGGUGGCAUUUACGCCCAGCCCAAGCUGGUCAACAGCAUGUCCAGCUUCCGCACCAGUAGUCCCAGUCCCAACGGACACGCUCACCCACUGCCACCGACCCAGCCGAAGGCGAACCCGAAUCUGAUAGCACAGCUCAAUGCACGACUCAACAGCAAGCAACAGCACCAGCCCCAGCACCAGCAACACGAGGGAAUCUACGGCAACCAGCAUCAGCAGCAGCAACAGCAACCUGGAGGCGAUUCGAUUUAUAUGCGAGGAGGUUUGUCCAUGUCGCAAACGCCUCAGCAGCAACACUUUGACGGUAAAUCUGAGCAGCAAAUGCAACAUCAACAGCAUAGAAUUUACGCUAGUUAUGGCACCUCAUCGUCACAAGUCGCCACAUCAGUCUCAGCCUCAGUAUCAGUAUCAGUCACUGGCAACUCAUCGGGCAGCAAUGCCCAGCCGUCCAUUCUAACACCGACCUCCUCCUCCUCGUUCAACGCCCUGCCCCACUUUCCCCUGUCCUCAUCCACAUCAUCGUUGCUAUCCAAAGUCAGUUCAUUCUCAAACGCCUCAUCCUCGCCGCCAACGGCCGGCGGGUCGGCCAACAAUUCGCAUUACCAGCCACCCCAGCCGCCCACAGCGUCAUCGGGUGGCACAGAUUACGGCUCGUACUCAAGUUCGUUUACCAAAAAUUCAGCAGCUGCCCAAAUGUCGAACAUGCGACAAGUCCAUCCCCACCAGCAUCAGCCACAGCAGCAGCACUACACAUGCCCGCCUCCGUUGGAGGAUCCUCCGCCGCCGCCCAUUUACUCCGCCGGCUCUUCGGCCACGAUGCCCAAGAAGAUGGCCCGCCCCCAUGCCGGCCAUGCGCCGCAUGCGAGCGCCUAUGCAGCUGCCUCGGCCACGGCCACGCUGCCCAAGAACAUAAUGCAACAGCAGCAACAGCAACGUCUGCUGCAGCAACAACAGGCGCAGCAGCAGCAGCAUCAGCAGCAGCAAUACCAACAGCCAACAGGCAUGGGCAAUGGGAAUGGUCACGGGCAUGUAAGUCACCGUCCGCAGUUGCCGCUGCCCCAGCAGAAGAUGCGGGCUGCCCAGCAGCAGCAGCAACACUUGGCGGAGCAGCAACAGCAGCACCAGCCGCCCAUUCCGUCGCGCCAUUCAAGUGUCCAGCAAAAGAUAUUCGUUUCGACGAAUCCAUUUAUACAAACAACGGCAGUCAAGUUUCACUCGCCAUCCGCCUCGCCAAUUUGCGGCUCACCGGGAUCUGGAUCUGGGUCCAUGGCCAGCAUUUAUGCCACAACAGCACGAGGCAGUCACCAGCAACAUCAGCAGCAGCAGCAGCAACAACAGCAUUACUAUCGCGAUGCUGCUGGGGGCAAUAGCAAUGGCGGUGCUGGAUACUACAACCACAAUGCCCAUGGGCAUGCCCACGCCCACUCGAACGCCCAUGCCCAUGCCCAUGCCAAUGCCCAUGCCCAUGCCCAGGCACAUCAUGCAAACUAUGCCACAAGCACAAAUAUCGAAAAGACUGGCAGCAUUCGGGCCAAGACCAAGGCCGAAUUCCUCGAGAAUCUCAACGCGAAACUGGCCAAGCAGGGAAUGUCUGGACGAGCAUUCGCCGUGCGCAAUCUCAUCAACAGCAAGGCCCUGCCUGAUCCGCGCAUCUGUCACGAGUCGCUGAUGGAUCAAAUAAAACGCGGAGCCACCUUGAAGCGAAACCAGAAGAUCAACGAUCGCAGCGCUCCAAAAAUACAUUAAUCUAACCUAUAGGUCUAAGCGAUACAAUAUUAUUUAUUAUCCUAGUAAUUAAAAUAUACAAUUAAUCAAGAGGCCCCCUCGAAGUCUGCUCGAUCGCAGGCCCCUAAUUGAGUUUGGUUUGAAACUGACAACUCGUAUCCAUAACACGAAACCUAAAUAUAUAUAUUAUAACGGUAAACAUAUACGAUAUACGAUAUUUAACAAGCGCAGUAUGCUUAACUCGAACUAAUCAAUACUGAUUACCCUAUUGAUUUCUGAUAUCCCAAGAAUAUUAUCGAAAGGCGUUUUCUGUAAGGAACCACAUGUGGAAGACAGCUAUCAUUUAGUUGUGUUUAGUUGUAACUCUUACUCGAAUUUACGUUUAGUGAACUUUUGUUUAAAUAUAUAUAUAUAUAUUAUGUUUAUGUAUUUACCCUAUUUAUAAUUUCGCUUUGUUUACGUACAUGUAUAUAUGAAUAUGAAUAUGAUUUCAACAACCAAUCGAAACUAAUCUGACGCCUAAUAAAUGGAAUUUAUCGUAAUUAUUAUUGAAA